Rotaria sordida is the source of this 330-nucleotide messenger RNA. The record is from the annotation of a GenBank genome assembly. Lineage: Eukaryota; Metazoa; Rotifera; Eurotatoria; Philodinida; Philodinidae.
AUGCAUUGGAGUGGAUCAAGAAAUCCAGGUAUCAUUGCUAGUAUAUCAUGUAUUACAUGUUCAUCAAGUAGCUUUUGUCCAUUGGGAGCUAUAUAUGAAAUGAAUUCAACUUUACUUACUUCUAUAUCACAAGCAUAUGCAUAUCCUCGUUCACCUGAAAUGGAUGUAUUUGAAGAUAUUCUUCUAAAUAAUAUGUUUUCAUUAGGUUCAACAGAUCAUUGUCUAGUAGUUUCACCAAUUUUUUGGACAUUGAUACUUUUGGCUAUCUUUCUUAUUUUACUUCUUGUUAUGGCUUCACUCUAUUGGUGGUUUCCACCAGAGAAACAAUAA